Messenger RNA from Salvia hispanica, 986 nucleotides. RefSeq names its product transcription factor ILR3-like. NCBI's taxonomy places the organism in Eukaryota, Viridiplantae, Streptophyta, Magnoliopsida, Lamiales, Lamiaceae. Gene Ontology annotation, molecular function: protein dimerization activity; DNA-binding transcription factor activity. The record is from RefSeq and is a predicted model, not a curated record. Gene Ontology annotation, biological process: intracellular iron ion homeostasis; regulation of DNA-templated transcription.
CAUCUUAAUCCAAAUAUAGUACUACAUUAAUACUCCUCCAAUAAAACCCAUUUCAACACACGUGAUUCUCAUUUUCCGAAGAAUCCUUUGCUUCUCCCUCCCUCCCUCAAUUUGAUCUUCUGUUUUCCGAGAUGGUUUCGCCUGACAACACGAAUUGGCUCUACGAUUAUGGAUUCGAGGACAUCACUGCUAAUUUCGCCGCUCCCAAUUCCGGAUUUUCUUGGCCGGCCUCCACCAAUGCCAGUGUUGAAAUUGAUGGAUCAUUUGGAGAAUCUGACUCACAAAAGGAUAAGGAAACAGAGUCCAGGAAAAGAGCUAGAACCGAGACAUGUGCUAUAUCAAGCUCCAAAGCAUGCAGGGAGAAACAACGAAGGGACAGGCUAAAUGACAAGUUCAUGGAAUUAGGUGCUCUUCUUGAGCCAGGGAGGCCUCCUAAAACUGAUAAAUCGGUCAUCUUGAUCGAUGCUGUCCGAAUGGUAACUCAGUUAAGAAGUGAAGCUCAGAAGCUGAAAGACUCAAAUUCGAAUCUACAGGAGAAGAUCAAGGAGCUCAAAACCGAGAAGAAUGAGCUUCGUGAUGAAAAGCAAAGGUUAAAGGCGGAGAAGGAGAAGCUGGAGCAGCAGCUUAAGACAAUGAUUGCUCCUCAACCUGGCUUUUUGCCAGCUACCCCAAGCAUCCCACCCGCAUUCGCUGCCCAAAAUCAAGCUGGUGGUAACAAGCUGGUGCCGAUCAUCAGCUACCCUGGUGUCGCCAUGUGGCAGUUCAUGCCACCAGCAGCCGUUGAUACGUCUCAGGAUCAUGUGCUGCGCCCACCGGUUGCCUAAGAGGGCGGUUGAACCCCUCUGUUGGCAUUCUUAUUGUGGUUAAAUUGUUGUCAUGUGCUUGACUAUUUACUUUUUGUUGAACCUGUCCAACUUGGAUAAUGUUGGACUAGAGAUUGUGAUUUGUCAAACUUUUUUUUAUCAUAGUGAAGAUAUUACUUCUCC